Molecule: messenger RNA, 3617 nt
Organism: Rana temporaria (common frog)
Lineage: Eukaryota; Metazoa; Chordata; Amphibia; Anura; Ranidae
Gene: SELENOO
Product: selenoprotein O
Exons: 9
Source: RefSeq, a predicted model, not a curated record
CCCUUGCUUCUUCCUGUGCCACGCCUUCUCCUAGCAGUAGCUUCCUCCUGGCAUCUUUAGGAAGUGUCUGAUCCCCAUGUGUUAGUGGGAGGAGUCAGCCCCUGUGUUGACAAUCAGGUCAUAUGAUUGGGUGUUUUUGUUGGGCACGCGGAUGGCCCGGAGGGUGACACGUGCCCUCCCGCCCUUGGCACGGUUCCCCUGGAUGGACGCUCUGUUCCCCGCGGCGAUGGCAAUGAUGAAGCGCGCUGUGCAGAGCUCCGCCACCCCGGCCUCCAGCCUCCGUUCUCUGCGCUUCGAUAACCGGGCGCUGCGCUGCCUGCCGGUGGAGGCCGGGGACGGGCAGGGCGAUGAGGCGGUGAGUUCCCGCCAGGUCUCCGGGGCAUGCUUCUCCCCGGUCCGCCCCACCCCCAUAGAGAAGCCCCAGGUGGUGACCCUGUCCCGGCCAGCCCUGGCUCUGCUCGGCGUACAGCUCGGAGAAGACGAGGAGGACGAGGCCGCCCAUUACUUCAGUGGGAACCGACUACUUCCCGGAUCACAGCCCGCCGCUCACUGCUACUGCGGACAUCAGUUCGGGAGCUUCGCCGGCCAGCUGGGGGAUGGCGCCGCCAUGUACCUGGGAGAAGUUCUCAACCCGGCCGGGGAGAGGUGGGAGAUCCAACUCAAGGGAGCCGGACUCACCCCUUACUCCAGACAAGCGGAUGGAAGGAAAGUGCUGCGAUCCACCAUUAGAGAGUUCCUGUGCAGUGAGGCCAUGUUUCAUCUUGGAAUCCCAACUACAAGAGCUGCAUCAUGUGUCACCUCCGACUCCACCGUCAUCAGAGAUAUACAUUACGAUGGCAACCCCAAGAUGGAGAAAUGCACUGUAGUUUUACGGGUUGCUCCUACUUUCCUAAGGUUUGGAUCGUUUGAAAUUUUUAAGCCAGUUGAUGAAUUUACUGGCCGACAAGGUCCCAGUGUCAACAGAAAUGAUAUCCGAAUUCAGAUGCUGGAUUAUGUCAUUGGCACGUUCUACCCAGAAAUACAGGAGAAGUAUGAAGGAGACAACGCCAAAAGAAAUGCUGCCUUUUUCAGAGAGAUAACAAGGAGGACGGCACAGAUGGUUGCUGAAUGGCAGUGUGUUGGAUUUUGCCAUGGAGUUUUAAAUACCGAUAACAUGAGCAUUGUUGGGCUUACUAUCGAUUAUGGACCCUUUGGCUUUUUGGACAGGUAUAACCCAGAUCAUAUCUGUAAUGGUUCCGAUAAUAUGGGACGUUAUGCCUACAACAAGCAGCCAGAGAUCUGUAAGUGGAAUUUGGGAAAGUUGGCUGAGGCUCUAGUCCCAGAGCUGUCUUUGGACAUAGGUAAAAAUAUCCUUGAAGAAGAAUAUGAUGCAGAAUUUCAAAGACACUAUAUGCAGAAGAUGAGGAAGAAGCUGGGACUUCUUAAACUACAACUGGAAGAGGACAGCAAAUUAAUCUCUGAUUUAUUGGACACCAUGAAUCUUACAGGCUCAGAUUUUACCAACACUUUCCGGGUUCUCAGUAAAUUCUCAGGAUGCUCCUCUGAUAUUGAUGACUUCUUGAGCACAGUCACUGAACAGUGUGCUACCUUGGAGGAAUUAAAGGUUGUUUACAAGCCUAAAAUGGAUCCAAGGCAACUUUCAGUGUUGUUGAUGUUGGCACAGAGCAAUCCCCAAUUAUUUGCACUGAUUGGGUCAAAAGCGAACAUAAGCAAAGAGUUGGAGAAUAUGGAAAAAUCUGAAAAACUUCAGGAAUCCAGCGAUGAGGAUCUACUGAAUAAUAACCGAGAGCACUGGAAAGAGUGGCUUCAGAAAUAUAGUGCACGCUUGGAAAAAGAACAAGAACAUUCUGAAGACAUUAAGACUUUGCACACAGAACGGGAAAAAAUCAUGAAUUCCAAUAACCCAGCACACAUCCUGAGAAAUUAUAUAGCUCACAAUGCCAUAGAGGCAGCUGAGAAUGGAGACUUUACAGAGGUGAGGCGCGUCCUGAAGAUUUUGGAAAAUCCUUAUGAAGUGGAGGAAAGUGAAGAAAUCCCUGAGCUUGCUGAAGAAGAACGUCUGGAAGCUUGUGCUUCUUCUGCCGUCUUUAGGCCCACAAAUCUCUCCAGACUUCCAUAUAGCAAGAAACCUCCACUUUGGGCUACAGAACUAUGUGUCACCUGAUCCUCAUAAUAGCCUUGUUGGCGUUUUCUGUUUUCAUGCAGGAAAAAAAACCUCAACAAGGCCAAUUCUAACAAGCACAUAUAUAGAUAGGUUUUUUAAAACUACAUUUGGAUUUUUUGGUAAGGUUAUAACCACUUAAGGUUGCUUGCACAUGGGGACAUUUAGCUGCUGUGUGUCCCUCCUGGCAUGUUGGCGUGUACUGGUGGCACAGUUACAGCAUCUAUCCCCGCAGCAUGCCAGUCUGUGGAAGGCUGCAUAUGGACUAAAUGUUAUAGUGAGUGGUACUCCCUGUUUAGGGCCCUAUGUAUUCAGGAAUUAAUGUUUUAAAAUGCUGGGAGGAGCACACAGCCGUUAGAUGGCCCUGUGUGUGUGCAAGGGGCCUAUUGGGGGGGAGAAAAAUUACUACAAAAUAUUUAUUUGCCAUUAAAACCUAUAGAAUCCAAAUGUAAUUUGCACAUGACGGCAAAAAUAUCAAUUCAGGAAUGUGACGUAUUUUUGCCUGAUGUUUACCACUGUAGUGCUUGUUGCAUGUUUUAGCAUUGUGUAUAUCAUCACAUUAAUUUAAAACAUAAAUUAUGAUGGACUUGAUGCUUUUUAUACGCACAAAAAUGUUGCAAUUGGAAAAUGAAACCAUUGCACUUAAUGGAUAUUCAGGUAAUUUUUGUUUGCUGCUUACGCUGUGCCUUUUGUACAGACUGUACCUUGUUACAAAGAUAGGUGGAGGAUAUAGAAAGUGUUUUUUUUUAUAUUGACUUCCAUAAAAUGACAGAUAUUGUAUUGAUUUUAUUGACUUGUUUUAACAGGCAAGUGAAGUGUGUGUGUGGUAGAAUGUACAGUGUGAGAUUACCAUAGGACAAAAACAAAUGUUUUUUUUUUUUUGGGGGGGGGGGGGGGAGAGAGAUGUAGAAUGUACAGUUUGAGAUUUCCAUAGAAAAUUUUUUUUUUUUUUGGGAUGCUAAAUUUAGGCAUCAUUCAUAAACAAAAGAAAAACCUUUAUACUCUCCUCAAUGCUGUAACCCACGUGGGUUGCAAGAUGAACUGGUCAAUCGCAUGACCCCUCCUGUUAGCAGAGAGCUGUGACUGUCGGUCACUAGAGUGCUGGGCAGAGGAGGAGGCGGGUGCAGCUGGCUUUGUCAUGUCCUGACAAUAUAGCUGGGAUUAUUUCAGAGAAUGAUGACCAAAAAUGAAGUCAGCAAUGACAGUUUGCAUAUGUUUUAGGACAGGCUCCCUUUUAAGAAAUAAUUUUAAAUAGCGGCUGUGCUUUAAACACAUCAGGUGGUUACAGGUAAAAAGGUUAUUUGCCCGAGUCUUUCCAUUCUUUCUACAUUUUUUUUUUUUCAAUGGUCUUUUAUGCCAAAAAAAAAUGUUCAACGAUAUAGAAAUGUUCUUAAGCAUUAGAACAUAAUUAAUACCCUUUGUGUUCAUUUACAUAUUAAAUGCAAUUUCAAAAUGA